GGCAGGCUGGAGUCUGAGGAACAGAGUGCAGGGCUGUCACCCAGGCAAGGACCUUCCCUCAAACACACACACACACACUCUCACUCACAUUGACUCACACACCGACCAGGCAAGCAGGCAGGCAGGCAGCUCCAUCUCGCUGCAGACUCUACCUCUCAUUCUCUCCCCCUCUCUCUCUCUCUCUCUCUCUCUCUCUCUCUCUCUCUCUGUGUCGCAGCGUAAGAACAACUUCAGGAAAAGAGAGGCAGGCAGGUUUGCAAGGUGCAAAGAGGACAGGAAAGGAUUUGAUCUGAAAGAGUUUGAAGUGUGGAGUAAAGAAGGAGCAGAAGAAGAAGACGAAGGAGGAGGAUAAAUAAAGGAUCAAUGAAAAAAGGAAUUUAAAAUGGAAUUACAAUACACUUCAAUUGAUUUUCAAGACAAAAUUUGAAUUUCCAGAGCUUCUUUUUUUAUUUUAGUCUUUCCAAACGCCUCCUAUAUUAUCAUUUAUUAGUAUUUAUUACAUACAAACACACAUAUUUAAUUUGGGGAUAGAGAUAAGGAAGGAAGCAAUUUGCAAGGGAGCAAUUUUUAUUUUCUGGAGCUUCUUUCCAAUGGCUUUCUAGGGUGAUGGGUGCUCAGUUCUCAUUUGUAAGUAUUGUGGGAAACCGUCUCCAGUCCGUUCCCCUCAUUUCCAGCUGUCCCAGUUUCAGUCCCAGUAUGUCCUGCUUGCAUGUGGGCGCUGUCUCUGCAGUUUGACCAUGUGGAAAUGGAUGCCACCCACCGCCGGACCUCUUCCUGCUGCUGCUUCUGCCUCUACUUCCCCUGCCAGCCCCCGUGCCUCUUCCCUGUGCCUGGCUUGCUGCGCCCUUCUCCUGGCCACCGGCUCUGCCCUUGGGGGGUGCCCUGGUGUAGCUGUUCCCAGCCCUGAGCCCACGAGGGUGCAGGAGGGAGCCAACUGCUCCUGGAGCCUGGACCGGCACACUCGCAGCUACAACCACUUGGAGGGGGAUGUGAGGUGGCGCCGGCUCUACUCCGCCACCAAGUUCUUCCUGCGCAUGGACAAGACUGGCAAAGUGGAUGGCACUCGCAGGAAAAACUGCGUCAACAGUGUGAUGGAAAUCCGAUCGGUGAGCGUGGGAGUGGUCGCCAUCAAAUCUGUCAACACCGGGCUGUACUUAGCCAUGAGCAAGAAAGGAAAGCUCUUUGGAUCGGAAGAGUACAAUCACAAUUGCAAGUUCAAGGAGCGAAUCGAGGAAAACGGCUACAAUACGUACGCAUCGCUGCGUUGGAAGCAAAAGGGACGGCAGAUGUUUGUCUCCUUGAACGGCAGGGGGACCCCGCGGCGAGGACACAAAACAAGAAGGAAACACCUCUCUGCACACUUCCUGCCCAUGCUGGUCUCCUAGCAACCAUUAUUAU
Messenger RNA from Polyodon spathula (Mississippi paddlefish), 1398 nucleotides. RefSeq names its product fibroblast growth factor 22-like. Bases 738 to 1385 code for a protein of 215 amino acids. The record is from RefSeq and is a predicted model, not a curated record. NCBI's taxonomy places the organism in Eukaryota, Metazoa, Chordata, Actinopteri, Acipenseriformes, Polyodontidae. Gene Ontology annotation, biological process: regulation of cell migration; animal organ morphogenesis; fibroblast growth factor receptor signaling pathway. Gene Ontology annotation, molecular function: fibroblast growth factor receptor binding; growth factor activity. Gene Ontology annotation, cellular component: cytoplasm. The transcript has 3 exons.